Heterocephalus glaber (naked mole-rat) is the source of this 2016-nucleotide messenger RNA. The record is from RefSeq and is a predicted model, not a curated record. NCBI's taxonomy places the organism in Eukaryota, Metazoa, Chordata, Mammalia, Rodentia, Bathyergidae.
AUGGGGCCCCUGACUUCAGGGGCAUGGCCGGGGCUGCGCCUGGCCAACUCCAGCAGCCACUGCCUCGGGGAGGUGCAGGUCCGCCUCGGAGCCACCUGGGCACCCGUUUGCGGGGCGCAGUGGGACCAGCAGGCCGCUGAGGCCGUGUGCCGCGCCUUGGGCUGUGGCGGGGCAGAGGCGACCCCUGAGCCUGAGCCCGGGAGCCCCGUGGGCAACACCAGUGUCACCAACGCCACGCGUGGACCUGCGCUCACCAUCUGGUGCCAGGGCCCUGAGUGGAGCCUCUGCGAGGUGGUGGAGGACGCGUGUGGCAUCGACGUGAGCCCAGCCAGCGUCACCUGCACAGAGGCCCGCGCCCUGCGGCUGGUGGGUGGCGGCAGCGCAUGGGAGAUGCUGGAGGGCGGCGCGUGGGGCACUGUGUGCGACGACGCGUGGGACCUGCAGGACGCACACGUGGCGUGCAGGCAGCUGGGCUGCGGCUGGGCCGUGGAGGCCGCGCCUGGCCUGCGCUUCCCGGCCGGCCGCGGUCCCAUCCACCGCGACGUGGUGACCUGCGGGGGCCACGAGGCGCAGCUGUGGGACUGCGAGGGGCGGCCGGGCGGCUACUGCGGCCACAAGGAGGACGCGGGCGUCGUGUGCUCAGAGCACCAGUCCUGGCGCCUGACGGGAGGCGGUGACCGCUGCGACGGCCAGGUGGAGGUGCAGUUCCGCGGGGUGUGGAGCACAGUGUGUGACAGCGCCUGGUACCGGCCCGAGGCCGACGUGCUGUGCCGGGCCCUGGGCUGCGGACUCGAGGUGGACCGGCCCCCGGGGCAGGCUCACUCGCUGCCAGGCAGGAUGUUCUACUCCUGCACGGGGGAGGAGGCCGCGCCCUCUCUCUGCACCUGGAGAUUCAACAAUUCCAACUUGUGCAGCCAGUCGCGGGCAGCCAGAGUCCUCUGCUCAGGUUCCCAGACACCACACAACCUGUCCUCCUCCCGAGGCCCAUUGAGCGUGCAGCCAGCGACUGUCGAAUCUCCGGUGGUGGUGGAGACGGAGGGCAAGGGGUCCCGGGACCUGGUGCUGCUCAUCCCCAGCAUCGUCCUGGGCGUCCUCCUCCUCGGCGCGCUGGUCUCCGUCGCCCUUCUGCUGCUGAGAGUGAAGGGGAAGUACGCCCUCCCUGCGGCCCAGAAUCACCGGCACCUCCUCCCCACCGCCACCCCAGCAGAGAGCAAUAGCUACCACGCCGUAGCCGGCGUCAUCCCCAAAGAAGAAGUUCCCCAGCCACUGGCCCAAGGCCGGGCCGUGUGCCCCAAGGACUCUGACUCCAGCUCCGGCUCCGACUAUGAGCACUACGACUUCAGUGCGCAGCCGCCCAUGGCCCUGACCACCUUCUACAAUUCUCAGCGGUACCGAGUCACAGAGGAGGAGGCCCAGCAGAGCCGGUUCCGGAUGCCGCCUUUGGAGGAGGGACUUGAAGAGCUGCAGGUUCCCCCUGUGCUGGCCGCCUUGCCGGGACCCUGUGCCACAGAUGCCGCCCUGGGGAACCCUCAGCGUCGCCAUGGGGAUGACAGUGGGUCCAGCACAUCUUCCGGCGAGGACUACUCCAACAGCCCCAGCAGCAAGGCACUGCCCUGGAGCCUCCGCGCGUUUCCCCUGGAGCAGAGCCCGGGCCUGGAGCUGGCAGGGCCCCAGAUGCCUUUCCCAGGUGGCGGGCCCCCUGAGGACGACAGCUCCAGCACCUCCUCCGGGGAGUGGUACCAGAACUUCCGGUCGCCACCCCAGGCCCCCUCCACGGAGCAGUUUGAGUGUCCAGGUCCCCCCAGCCCCCAGCCGGACUCCUCCUCCGAGGAUUAUGAUGACAUCAGCGCAGCCUAGGGAGGCCCCGGCCCGGCUCCCAGAGGUCCCCCUACCUCCUGCCACCCAGGUCACCUUCGUGGGGCUGAGGCCUUCCCGGGACGGCAGGACCCAGCUGUGCAUCGAGCAGCGGCCCAGGGAAAAGGCGGGGCCCAGGGGCAGGGACCCUGCAGACUCCGG